AUGUGCGUGCCGUCGUGUAACGUAACUUUGUUACAGAACGGCACGUACCUGAGGAACGGGCCAGGGGUGUGGGAGGUAGGCGACGGCAGCGCGCUCGGCCACCUCUUCGAUGGGUACGCCACGCUCGUCCGCGUCUCCUUCCGGCGAGGGCGCGCCGCCGGCGCGCACCGGCAGCUCGAGUCGGACGCCUACAGGGCCGCCAAGGAGCGCGGGCGCCCGCUCCUGCGCGAGUUUGCCCACUGCCCCACCAAGCCGGCAAGCCUGGUGGAUCGGGCGAGGGGCGUCGUCGGGCUCGUCACCGGCAGGGCGCUUUCGGACAACGCCAACGUCGCCGUGCUUCCGCUCGGGGACGGCAGGGUGAUGUGCCUCACCGAGACCACCAGGAGCUCCGCCCUGAUCGACCCGUGCACGCUCGCCACGAUCGGGAAGUUCCGGUACGCGGACGCGUUGGGUGGCGUGAUACAGGCGGGGCACCCGGUCGUGACCGGCUCCGAGUUCUGGACGCUGCUCCCUGACCUUGUCCGGCCAGGCCACCGUCUCGUGAGGAUGGCGGCCGGGAGCAGCGAGAGGAAUGUGGUAGGACGAGUGGAUUGCCGAGGAGGGCCCACGCCGCGGUGGCUGCACUCGUUCGCCGUCACGGAGAACUACGUCGUCGUGCUGGAGAUGCCGCUCCGGUACUCGAUCAGCAGCAUGCUCAAGUCCGAGCUUGCACAGUUCUACCUCUUCGACUGGCUCCCAGCGUCCGGUAGCUACAUGCACGUCGUACGCAAGUCGACCGGGAAGACGGUGGCUAGCGUCGAGGUGCCGCCUUUCAUGGCACUCCACUUCAUCAACGCGUAUGAGGAGGAAGGCGAGGACGGGCAGGCUGCCGCGGUCAUCGCCGACUGCUGCGAGUACUACGCUGAUCCAGCAGUCCUUGAUGCACUUGCUCUCCACAGGCUGCGAUCGCCCAGGAACAGUGACGCGUUUCCUGAUGGAAGGGUUGGCAGGUUCAGGAUACCGCUGGACGGGAGCCCCUUCGGCGAGCUGGAGGCGGCGCUGGACCCCGACGAGCACGGCCGGGGGAUGGAUAUGUGCAGCAUCAACCCGGCCUACCUCGGCAAGGAGUACCGCUACGCCUACGGCUGCAGCGCGCGCUGGCCAUGCAACUUCCUUAACGCCCUCGCCAAGAUCGACCUGGUGAAGAAGACGGCCAAGAACUGGCACGACGAGGAUGGCGCCGCCGCGCCGUCGGAGCCCUUAUUCGUGGCGCGGCCGGGAGCGACCAGGGAAGAUGACGGUCAUCAGUUUAUCUGAACACACUAGACAGUUUGUUGUGUUCUCCUGAUCACCUCUCUCCUUAAUUUUUAAAACUAAAAUCAAUCUUGCUGGGCCGUCCGCUUCCCCAGACCCAGCUUAGUUAAUUAUUUGUUUUCUUAAAACGGGCUAAUUUUUUGUAUCUGGUUUGAUCCGGGUAGGAGUUGUCAUAUCUGUUGUGAGCGAUGUUCAUGGCGGUGGCUAUGUGCUAGUGCUGAACGGAAAGACGUUUGGAGAGGUUGCGCGGGUGAGGCUUCCGUAUGGCCUGCCAUACGGCUUCCACGGCUGCUGGAUCGCCGGGAAGAUCUGAAGGAUCAAGGAAUUAGUGCUCGUACAUCAACGCCAUGCAGAUCAAACUCAUCAGACUAUCUAUAUAAUUUUGUGAAGCCCACUCAUCAGCA
Messenger RNA from Panicum virgatum (switchgrass), 1697 nucleotides. RefSeq names its product carotenoid cleavage dioxygenase 8 homolog A, chloroplastic-like. Gene Ontology annotation, molecular function: carotenoid dioxygenase activity. The coding region runs from base 1 to 1296 and encodes 431 amino acids. The record is from RefSeq and is a predicted model, not a curated record. Gene Ontology annotation, biological process: carotene catabolic process. Gene Ontology annotation, cellular component: chloroplast. Lineage: Eukaryota; Viridiplantae; Streptophyta; Magnoliopsida; Poales; Poaceae. The transcript has 3 exons.